Messenger RNA from Adineta steineri, 1506 nucleotides. Lineage: Eukaryota; Metazoa; Rotifera; Eurotatoria; Adinetida; Adinetidae. The record is from the annotation of a GenBank genome assembly.
AUGAAUCUCUAUCCAGAUCUGGGUAUGGGUCUUCGACCCAAUCAUUCGUCAUCAAUACCUAGCUUAAACUUGAGUUCACCGACGAAUUCUCAACGACCUAAUCUUCCAUCGUAUGUUAAUGAAGAACUGUUACGUUCAUCUUCAUCCGAGAAUUCAUUCGUGAAUGCCAUUAGUAAUGGUACUCUAUUAUCACCAGCACGACAAAAACUUUCAUUACCAUCAUUUCUACCGAGUCCAAGUCGUUUUAUACAACAAUUACCAGCUUCACCAGCUAGUCUUUUGUUAAGUCCACUACUUAAAAAGAGUGAUACUGAAAAAUCAUUAGCUUCAUCAUCAAGUUUAUUAAAUAAUGAUGAUGAAACAAAUUUAAUUGAACAUAUUGAUCAUUAUUUUACUAGACGUCGACAAUAUUUACAACAUAAUAUUGAUGUAUCACUUAACAUUAGUAAAUGGGUACUCGAAAAUAUUGUUUUCUAUUCAGUUGAAACACUAAGACGUCAAGCUCAAAUUCAAAGUGAAUCAUCACGUUCGUAUCUAACGCCAUUAUCUGCAAUUCGAAUGAUUUAUACAAUGAAAUAUCAACAAGGAAGUGGUGUAUUAUGGAAAGGAUGUUUUAGUUCACUUAUAUUAACAACAGCUGAAACAAUUACAGAUAAUUUAAUUGAUGAAAUCGCUCCAUUCAAUGAUCCAUCAUUAAGAAUUAAACAUAUUAGUUUAAAAACAAUUAGUUCAUUUCUACUUAUUCCGAUGUAUUCAGUUCAUCUUCUUCGAUCUAUUCAAUCUGAUUUAACAAUUGUUAAUCAUUGGUCACCAUUAACAAUUUUUAUUGAACCAUUUCAACGUUUACUUGGAAUAAAAACUGGUUUUUAUGCACGUGCAUUACCAUUAUGGUAUCUUAUAUCAUUAAGUUUACCAUAUUUUGUUGGACGACAUGCAUUACAAUACUUUUUAAAUCAACAUUUUUUUAGAAUAAGAGAAGAACAUUUUCAUAGAAAAGAACAAUCAACAAAUCCAGAUAGAAAUCAGUUCGAAACAAUUGAUGAUAUUGAAUGUCGACUUAUUGAUACAAUUCCAAAUCUAGUCAAUCAAUCAUUUUUACGUAUAGAAGCAAAUAUAUUUUCUGUAUUUCUAUCAAGUUUUCUACUUUAUCCAUAUGAAACUAUACUCAAUCGUUUAUUUGUACAAGGUACACGAACAAUUGUUGAUAAUCUGGAUAAAACUGGUGUUGGAUGUGUACCAAUAAAUACACGUUAUGAAGGAGUUUUUGAUUGUUGUCGAACAAUUAUUGAAACAGAGGGAAGUUGGGGACGUGGAUUUUUUAAAGGUAUUGGAUUUUUAAUACUUAAAUUUGGUUUAAUCUACGCAAGUGCACAUUGUUUAAAAAUUGUUAUUGAACGAUUAGCAAUUAUUUAUACGCAAAAUACAAGUGAAUUAGGUAAAUUUCAUCAUUAUAUUAUUUCAAAACAAGAUCAAGAGUCGCAAUCAAAUCAAUAUGAAUCCAACUAA